Messenger RNA from Cheilinus undulatus (humphead wrasse), 7027 nucleotides. Its product is annotated as protein kinase C beta type. The transcript has 17 exons. Gene Ontology annotation, biological process: protein phosphorylation. The record is from RefSeq and is a predicted model, not a curated record. Gene Ontology annotation, molecular function: ATP binding; diacylglycerol-dependent serine/threonine kinase activity; zinc ion binding. Lineage: Eukaryota; Metazoa; Chordata; Actinopteri; Labriformes; Labridae. The coding region runs from base 413 to 2416 and encodes 667 amino acids.
UUAACAGCUGUACACACGCGCGCGCGCUGUAGGUUUGAUAUCAAAGAGAGAAGGAGGGAGGAAGGAGGCGUGAAGGAGAGGGAGACAGAGAGGAGAGAGAGAGAGAGAGAGAGAGGGAGAGGGAGGAAGAGAGAGAGAGUUGUUAGCAGAAACACAUUGGUGAGGACGGGCAAGCGAGCGCGCGGCACGGGGACCCGCCGGAAGAAGGAGCAGCAGCAGCUUCAGCGCGAGCUGGACGCAGACCGACCAAACACCGGCAGCACGAGCGACACCGAGGCGGUCAGCGGGGCGGAGAGGAGGUGGAGGAGGCACCUGCACCGCGACUCGUUCUCCCCCGCUGCCUCCGUCGUCUCCCCGCUCUCUUCCUCACCCCUCGUCUCUCUCGGACCGCCGCCGCCGCUUCCUCGUUAAGAUGGCUGACCCCAGCAGCGACGGAGAGGUACCGGAGAGCGCGCGCGGCUUCGCCCGUCAGGGAGCCCUCCGCCAGAAGAACGUGCACGAGGUGAAGAACCACAAGUUCAUCGCGCGCUUCUUCAAGCAGCCCACCUUCUGCAGCCACUGCACGGACUUCAUCUGGGGCUUUGGGAAGCAGGGAUUCCAGUGCCAAGUGUGCUGUUUCGUGGUCCAUAAGCGCUGUCAUGAAUUUGUCACCUUCUCCUGUCCGGGGGCCGACAAAGGACCUGCCUCUGAUGAUCCUCGAAGUAAACACAAGUUUAAGGUCCACACUUACUCCAGCCCGACAUUCUGCGACCACUGUGGAUCUCUUCUCUACGGGCUGAUUCACCAGGGCAUGAAAUGUGACCAUUGUAUGAUGAACAUCCAUAAGCGGUGCGUGGCCAACGUCCCGAGCCUGUGUGGGACGGAUCACACCGAGAGGAGAGGACGCAUCCACAUCUCUGCCCAGAUCACCGGGGAGGCUCUCAGCGUCACCAUCAAAGAGGCAAAGAACCUGGUACCCAUGGACCCCAACGGCCUGUCAGACCCCUACGUCAAGCUCAAGCUGAUCCCAGACCCCAAGAGUGAGAGCAAACAGAAGACCAAGACCAUCAAAUGUUGCCUCAACCCCGUCUGGAAUGAAAGCUUCACCUUCAACUUAAAAGAAAGCGACAAAGACCGCCGUCUCUCUGUGGAGGUGUGGGACUGGGAUCUGACCAGCAGGAAUGACUUCAUGGGCUCGCUGUCUUUUGGGAUCUCAGAGCUACAGAAACAAGGAGUGGAUGGAUGGUUUAAGCUGCUGUCCCAGGAGGAAGGAGAAUACUUUAAUGUUCCCGUCCAGCCAGAAGGAGAGGAAGGAAAUGAGGAGCUGAGACAAAAGUUUGAGAGGGCCAGGGUGGGUCCAGGGAAGCCCACAGACUCGUCUUCAUCCUCUGCAGUGUGCAAGUACGACAGCAACGGCAACCAGGACCGGGUCAAGCUCUCAGACUUCAACUUCAUCAUGGUUUUGGGGAAAGGGAGCUUCGGCAAGGUGAUGCUGGCUGAGAGGAAGGGCACCGAUGAGUUAUACGCCAUUAAAAUCCUGAAGAAGGACGUGGUGAUCCAGGACGAUGAUGUGGAGUGCACCAUGGUGGAGAAGCGAGUCCUUGCUCUGUCUGGGAAACCUCCUUUCCUCACUCAGCUGCACUCCUGUUUCCAAACCAUGGACCGAUUGUAUUUUGUCAUGGAGUACAUAAACGGAGGUGACCUCAUGUAUCAGAUUCAACAGGUCGGCAAAUUUAAGGAGCCUCAUGCUGUGUUCUACGCUGCAGAGAUCGCCAUCGGACUCUUCUUCCUUCACUCCAAAGGCAUCGUGUAUCGGGAUCUGAAGCUGGAUAAUGUGAUGCUGGACGCUGAAGGCCACAUAAAGAUCGCUGACUUCGGCAUGUGCAAAGAGAACAUGUACGACGGGAUCACAACAAAGACUUUCUGUGGGACACCAGACUACAUCGCUCCUGAGAUUAUAGCAUAUCAGCCUUAUGGGAAGUCUGUGGACUGGUGGGCAUUUGGAGUCCUGCUCUAUGAAAUGCUUGCAGGACAGCCACCAUUCGAUGGAGAGGAUGAAGAUGAGCUGUUCCAGUCCAUCAUGGAGCAUCAUGUCUCGUACCCUAAAUCCAUGUCCAAAGAAGCUGUUGCUAUCUGCAAGGGGCUGAUGACCAAGCACCCAGGUAAGCGUCUCGGCUGUGGUCCAGAGGGGGAGAGAGACAUCAAAGAGCACGCCUUCUUCCGCUAUAUAGACUGGGAAAAACUGGAAAAUAAAGAGGUCCAGCCCCCUUUCAAACCAAAAGCUUGUGGGCGUGAUGCGGAGAACUUUGAUCGCUUUUUCACACGCCACCCCCCAGAGCUGACCCCCCCAGAUCAAGAGCUUAUAGCCAACCUGGACCAGGAAGAGUUCCAAGGCUUCUCAUUUGUUAACCCUGAGUACCCUCACACAACUCACUGACCAUGCCACAUAUCACCGGGCUGCACUAGUAAUCCCCCACACCUCGGAAACAAAGUGAAAACAUGAAAACAACACAAAAUAUCACCACGUUGUCAUCUACGGGCUGCAUUCAGCAGGGUGAAAUGUCCAAGGAUUGGUCCACAUUUUAGGGGGAAAUGGUUUGUUUUAUUUCCUGAGCGCUGGAUGAGGAGAUUGAUGCCAGUCUCACGUGUGCAUGGAGUACAGAGCUGUAGCCAGCAGGGGAUUAGCUUAGCUUAGAUUACAGACUGAGAGCCGGAAGCAACAUCUGUACUAAAAUGACAAAUAACUGCUUUCACUUCUUCAAGAAGAUGUUUAACAAGGUGAAAUGUCUAAUUACUUGUAAAAUUGCAUUAUGAAAGUCAUCCAAGAGCCCAAAGAUUCUCCAGCAUCCACCUGCAAAGCAAAGGUCAGAUGACAGGUCGAGACAAUUUUAGGGCCUAUGUCCAUGAACGCUGUUUUUGGGGGUGGCAGUAACCCCCUUUUUAAAGAUUUAUUUUUUGGCUUUUUAUGCCUUAAUUGAGCCAGGACAGUGCAGAAACCAGAGAGAGAGGGAGUGAGGGGAAGGAGCCACAGGUCGGUGUUGAACCCAGGUUGCCCACGUUGGGUAUGCCAACUUGAACCCUGGGCUAUCAGUCCCCCAGAACCCUUUUUUAAAUAAUAAAAUAUAAUGCAGUUUGGUGUUUCAGUAGGGAUGCAAGAUAUUAUUAGUAUGAUCCCAGUAUCAGCAGAUAUUAGCUUCAAAAGUAAAAAAUAAUUAUUGGCAAAUCUAAAAAAUUCUUUCCAUAUUUACAAUUGUUAUUUUGGAUAUUAAAAUCUGCCUUUAUCAGCUGCAAAUAUCAGCUGUAUGAACAAAUAAGUGAGGGGAGUUUUAGGCCGGAUCAACAGACUUAGCUCAGCAGAAAUCUUUUUUUAUCAAUCCCCAUCAUUCCUUGCCUUUUAAAGUCUGUUUUAGGGGCUGAUACUUUUUAAUUUGUUUAUCCACAAACUUUAAAUUAUGUUUGAAGGAAUGAUCUUUGGGUCCGAACAACAUUAAAAUAUCGGUAUCAGAUUAUUUUGUAAAUAUCAGGAUAUUUGAGAUUGGCAAAAAUCCAUUGUAGUGCAUUAGGGGUUUGACUUAAACCUUGAUUUCUCGUUGAUAUGAUUCCUUGCAAGAAAGCAAAGAAGUGGUCCAAAUGAAAUGGAAAGUACCCUGCUUUUGCUCCUGACGCUUUAAAGUCGUUUAUGUGGCAGCUAGUCAAGAUCAGAAUUCGACUCCGCAGCCUGUUUCAAUCAACGCUGACAUUCCCUACGCAUGGGGAGGGAAUUGUAAAGGACGGCUCAUUUUUUUUCGCUAUUUUAAUCUUAAAACAGAGUUUUAUUAGGGCUUUUCAGCCCUCUGUGUUUUUUUUACUGCCAAUGGAUUUUCAGUUUGAAAAGAGAAAUCAAAACAAGAAGGAACACUUUUACCAAUUACUGUUUAAAAACAGGAAAACAAAAUAUGGGGGGAAACUGCCUUUGGUGCUUUCAGGGAGUUCAGAUUGAAGUGAAAAAUGGUUCAUUUUUCAUCCUUUUGUUUUUGUGUUUUGAUCAAAAAGGAAGAUCAAAGAAUGCAAUACUGGAGAAGGCUAUCAACAGUUUUCUGUUUUGUUUUCUGUUUUUCUUAAUCAGAACACCAAACAUUAAGAUAAGAAAUCAGUUUUAUUGAUUCAUUUCUUUUUUUAAACAAAAGAACUAGAAGAAAAACAGGAAACUUUUUUGUUUUUCUAUAUUAUUUAGUCUCAGUUUGCCUUAAAGGAUCAAAGUCUGUUUGCCUGUUUUCAAACAGUAAUUAGGAAACAGCCUCUUUGUUUCUUUUAGAUUUCUCAUCCCAAAUAAAAAUCUAUUGGCUGUAAAAUAAUGAGCCACUUUUGACAAAAAAACAGCACAAAUACACUUGAUUUGAGUCCUUGCAGUAUAAUGCCAGAACAGGUAUCUGUUUUUCCUUCUUUCCUUAUACCUUUUUCCUUUGUUAAACUUCAUCAAAUAAACCAUUUAUAAGUGCACCAGUUUAGCUCAGUAUGUAGAGCAGACUUCAUAUACGGAAGCUGUAGUCCUCUGUGCAGUGGUUGCUGGGUCUCUGCACUGUUUGGUUCUACCUAGCCCCCACUCUCUCCUAAUAUGUCCUGUCCCUCUUCAGCUGUCCUAUCCAAAAAAGGCAAAAAAAAGCCCCCAAAAAAACAUCUAAAAAGAAAAAUAAAACUAAUAUAAAAUUUUAUAUAAAAGCUAGUGAAAGGAUAAAGGCCGUUAAGCAUUUUGUUUGCAUUGUUAGCUUGUUUGUUAACGCUAUAAGAAUCUAAUCUGUGAGAACCCUCUUGCCUGCAGAGGGGAAACUGUGGAAAGUUUACCCUUGCUGUUGUCAACAGUAGUUUAGUUGUAUCUCAUCACUGUGAAUUGAAUGUAAUCAAUGAAAAGAGUACAGUCAUCAUCAGCUUUACUUUUUACUUUCCUAACAGAGACGUAGUAAGCAUGCUAACCGGCUAAUCUACGAUGAUGAACACAAUCAACUCUGUUUAAACCUGCUAAACAAAGGCAAGCUAAGAAUCAUGGAUGAAAACUUCUUUAACUUCAGGAGGGAAGUUUUGCUUACCCGGGUAUCAUUAGUGUUUGAUUUUUACUAGUACCUUAUUUAAGUUUAAAAUGCUGGUCUCAUGACAUGCUAGCAGAAAAGCUCUCCAUCAGUAGCCUAUGACCUUGGUGUGACCUUUGCCCUUUUUUCUAUAGGUUCUACCCCAUUAGAAACUCUUAAUGUCCCUGCAGCUCUGCACUUCAUGUGACCACAUAAGAGUGGCAUCAAUCCCCUCAUUUCAUUCUCAGAAAUCAAGCUGAGGAAGUGUAUUUUACAAAAUGCAACAACUAUUUAUGUGAAUAAGAUGCAGAUGGAAAUGCAGACAGGUAUUCCAGUCCAGUGCUAACUUUUAGAAGAAUAAUCUUCUUGUGAAGUGUCAAGUUGCCAGUAUGAAACUCGUCUUGUUUCCAGUGAUGAAACUGAUUAUCAGAAUCCCUUGGUUAGCAUGUCAUAGUACACUGCUGCUCUUAUAUCUAUGGAAACCCUAAGCAGACAUGCAUCCAUGAAUUUUAUUUUAUUCCAUUUUCCCAUGAUAGCAAGAUGUUACUGAUUGUUUUCUUCAGAUUUACACAUUUUUAUGCAGUCAUUUCAAGAUAACUUUGCUGUUUUUUCCUUACUGAGGGGUUAAUUUCUUGAGAUCUUGAGAAAAUGACAGAAAUUUGCUCAUUAUCAGAGGAAAGACGGCAUUGUUAUGCAAAACAACAAGCAAAUAAGUAAGUUAAAAUCUUGAGAAAACCUUGUUAUCAUGGGUUGUUUCACUGGUGAAAUAAAAUGUUAGAUGCAUGUUAAGUUUGGGCUUGCAAACCUAUCAGCUCUACUGGCUGUAUUUCUAUCUUACGUGCAGAAAUGUCUCUCCUGAAUGCCGCCUAGCCGCUCUCACCAGCAGGUUCACAUCCGAGUCUGACCUCUGGUCUGACCUGCUCCGUCUCUAUGUCACCCUCCUCCUCCUUGUAAUUGCAUAUUGAAUAUGACGACCUAUCAGUGAUAUUGCUGAGUGUACUAUGAUCACAUAUUGCUAAUAUUCAUACAGUGUAAGUGAAAACUGACAACUUGCUUUGCUAUGAUUGUUUGAGUAAUCCGUCUCCUAAUGUUGACUUUCCUUUUCAAUGGGACCAAAAACUUCUACACUUUAUGUUAAGUCAGUGCUGUGGUGAGCUUAUCUUUCAACUGAUUUAAUUUAGCCAGAGGUUAGAAGUCUGUGUACAUGCAAUCUGCAAGAGUUUAAGUUUGUAUCAAGUCUGCGAUUUUUGACUGAAAGCUCAUUUUUUUCUCACUUUCUUUUUACAUUCACCACAUAACACUGUGCAUUUAUUAACGGAGGGCAUAUCUCUUAGAUUUUAAACAACCAUUUUUGGAGGAUUUGACAUGUUACAAAGCUCAGUCAAGUCUUGUGAGGGUGGUAGUCUGUUAGCGUACAAAAACAGGAUGUUCAAAAGUGCCAAACUAGGAUUCAGAAUCAUGAGGAUGAAAAAAUUGUCCUCAACAACUGUGAUGAAGUGCAGCCAUCUUGUGCCAUUUUGCAGUAAAUGUAUAACUAUUAGAAUAUGCAUUAUAGCUUAUCUGUUAUCCAACGACACAAAACCCUUGGAAAGUUAUUUUCAUGUAUAAAAAUGAAUGUCUGAUAAGAGAUGUUUUAUUGUGAGGCAGAUUGUAUAACUUUUUUUCUUUUGUAACUGUGUAACGAUGCAGGAUAGUAAUGUGUCAAAUCUUGUCCUUUGAGCUUGUAUCAAAAAAAGGGAGUUGGCAUCGCAGGUUUUUUCUGCUAUACAAAGAUGCUAAGUGAUAAAGACGAUUAUUCUUACAGUGUGAAAAAUGAAGGCACUUAUUGUGAUGAUGGUUUAAAAAGAUGUGAGAUGAGCGAUAGUAAAGGGAUUAAUAAAUAUAUAAAUAAAUAUAUCUGAGAGAGAUUUGGAUUAACUGUUCUGGAUGAGAGAGAUGCUUCUGUGAAUUGUGUAAUUGUCCUGUAUGACUGGAAAAUAAUAAUAUACUCACUGGUGCCUACCAGA